Messenger RNA from Rhodofomes roseus, 796 nucleotides. RefSeq lists its product as uncharacterized. Lineage: Eukaryota; Fungi; Basidiomycota; Agaricomycetes; Polyporales; Fomitopsidaceae. The transcript has 8 exons. The coding region runs from base 142 to 570 and encodes 142 amino acids. The record is from RefSeq and is a predicted model, not a curated record.
CUCACAGGGGGCCUUACCAUGAUCGGCUCAGACAGCAGGUGAAUUCGAGGGGCGACGGAUAUAAAUGUCGCACAGAGUGUUCAAGCACCGCAGGGUCAGCGAAGCCUCUUUGUUAGCUAUCGACCCAGCUCGACAGCCAGCAUGUUCAAGAUCACUGUUGCGUUCCUCACGACGGUACUUGCUGUUCUGCAGGCCAAUGCGGAGACGCACACCGUUACCUUCACUAACAACUGCGGUUAUGGCACACCGGAACUGUGGUCGCAGAGCGGCCAGCUCCUGUCCAGCGGCGGUGCUGCGUACACCACAAAUGGCCCUGCGUAUGAUCUCAUUGCUUACCUGCAGGAUGGUACCUGCGGUCAGAAUGGCGCCAACUGCACCGUCGUCGAUGUGACACUUGCCAAUGGUGAUAGUAGCGCUGAAAUCUUCUUCGUUGCCAGAGAAACUGAAGACCCAUGUGUCAGCUUCAGCUUCUACAACGGCUGCGAUGGUAUCGGUGAAACCUGCCCCACUACUUCGUCGCCUAAGACCUGCGCUGCCGACAAUGUGGACAUCGAGAUCACGUUCUGCUAGUGUAGAUUUCACGGAGCGAGUGACAUUGUAUGACGGUCUGUUGUUUAUCAACAUUCUCACCGACCUACAUAUUAUGUGCUCAUUGUGUAUGUAAAUACACACCGGGGUUUGAUGGAUUUCAAAGCCUCGCUCUGUAUCACAUUUGAGGACACUAUAACGGAUCGUACCAAGACCCUGAGGGUAGUAUGCUAUGGACCAACAAAAGUUGAUUGGCCAGUAGACAAAC